Stylonychia lemnae is the source of this 1251-nucleotide messenger RNA. Lineage: Eukaryota; Ciliophora; Spirotrichea; Sporadotrichida; Oxytrichidae. The record is from the annotation of a GenBank genome assembly.
AUGGAGAAUUACGUUGCACUCUCAGUCAAGCAGCUCUGGGAUAAAUACAAAUUUUAGCAAGAAAUUGAUUCUGGAGCUUUUGGAGUUGUUUACAAAGUUAAGAAUACCUAAGAUAACAAAUUUUACGCUAUGAAAGUUUAAAAUUUGGAACGAUUAUUGGCUAAAGAACCAAAUAACAUCAGCAAUGAAAUGGUACGCAUUAUCCGAGAGAUUAACACAUUCAAGCUAAGCCAUGCAAACAUUACCAAGUUCUAUGAAUCCUACUUCACCUUUGACGAUUAAUUCGCAAUUAUUACAGAACUCGCAGAGUAAAACCUUCGCAAGUAUAGAGAUAACACAGAACUGACUAAUGCUAAGAUCGCUGAUAUAAUGAUGCAAAUUACAAAAGGAACAAUACAUAUUCAUAACUAAAAUGUCAUGCACAGAGAUUUAAGUCCAGACAACAUUUUGGUCUUUGAAAAUGGCUAGAAAUUUAAAAUCUGCGACUUUGGAUUGUCAUAGUUGCAGACAAAUUCUAAAAGUUGUGUUGGGAAACCACAAUUUAAUGCUCCAGAGAUGGGACAAUGUGAUGAAUUCAGUUACAACAGCUAAGUUGAUAUCUGGUCGCUAGGAAUGAUACUCUUCUACCUGUGCACUAAGAAAUAUAAAUACUAAGGCAAAAUAAUAUCAGAGUUAAAGUAAAAAGAUUAGACAAUGAUUAUCAAUCUUGAAGGAGAACGGAAGGAAUUCGAACAUCUUCUUAACGAAAUGCUUCAAUUCAAUCCUGCAAACAAUCAACCAUUGGACAAGCAUUUAGAAAUAGAAGAAGCAAAGCAAGGCCAUUAAAGUUCAACUAAUUAUGAUAGGAGAAAUGCGUUUGCUUUGACAAUUUAAUCACAUAAUGCUAUAAGAUUCACCAAAAUCCAAACAGAAUCUUCAUGCCUCUUGUUUAAUAUGAAGAUGGUAGUAUGUAUCAAGGUUAAUAUGAUACUGUAACCAAUUAAUGAGAUGGAAGAGGUAGAUAUAUUCAUAGAGAUGGAGAAGUUUAUGAUGGAUUGUGGAAGAAUAAUUAAUAAGAUGGAUAAGGAAGAUUAAUUUAUGAUGAUGGAGGUUAUUACAUUGGUGAGUGGAAGGAUGAUAAAAAGAAUGGAUUUGGCAAAUAUUAUGAUGAAAGUGGAAGCUAUUAUGAGGGAUAUUGGGUAAAUAAUAAAAAAGAAGGGUUGGGUUUGUAUAAAUGCAUUGGAGGUGAUUAAUACUAUGGAUAAUGGGUGA